Messenger RNA from Tetrahymena thermophila SB210, 4506 nucleotides. RefSeq names its product ABC transporter C family protein. Lineage: Eukaryota; Ciliophora; Oligohymenophorea; Hymenostomatida; Tetrahymenidae. Gene Ontology annotation, molecular function: ATP hydrolysis activity; ABC-type transporter activity; ATP binding. The record is from RefSeq and is a predicted model, not a curated record. The transcript has 6 exons. Gene Ontology annotation, cellular component: membrane. Gene Ontology annotation, biological process: transmembrane transport.
AUGAAUUAUUUGAAUAGAGAAGUUAAAAAAGAGGGAGUAGAUAUAGACAAAUAGGUUCUUAAUCAUAACAUUAUUUCUCUUGAGCCUACAAAAAAGUAAAGAGAUAUCUUCUGCAAGGAGGUUCUUCCUAACGCAGAAGUCAAAGCCAGAGAGCAUAACUUUAUGUUCACUGCUCUCACUAAACUAUUUAAGCGCACCAAGGAACUGCAGGAUCAGGAGAAAUAAAUUUAGAAUGAAGACAUCAAAGAAUUCAUUACAAAGUCUACUUAAGUAAGACUGUUGAUAGAGAAGCUCGAAGAAUUCAAGAGCAGAAAUCCCAAGGAAUUUGGUCCAAACAACUUUAAUUUGAGAUCGAUUUACUUUAACAUGACUUGCAAGAAUCUUCUAAUUGGUCUCUUUUAUUCCAUUUCAUAAUCUCUUUUAAGUUGUGGUUGUGUUUUUAUUAUGGACAAGAUUACAGACAUUCUUAAGGAUUACAAUGGAGAAAGUGAACAAAAGACUGAAGUAUGUCUUCUGCUGCUAGCCAUCUCAGUUGGAUAUAUUCUAAAAAAUAUAUUUUACUCAAGAUAUUCAUGGUAUUAAACUAAAUGGUAAGCGAAUGCUUAUGCAACACUACAAUAUUUAGUUUUUAGCAAGUCAUUAAGGACAUAAGUAAUGUCAGCCAGUUCCAGCAACGAUGGUGGUUCAGGAGGAAGUAGCAGCGACUCUAACCCUGAUGCAAAUAAUAUUAUGACAGUGGAUGUUGACUAGCAAUAAUACAUAUUUUGGGCUUUUGUUCAGACAAUCUAAAGCAUAAUUACUAUGAGCAUUGUUUUACUCUUGAUUUAUUACAGAAUUGGAUCAUCUAUAUACAAUGGUUUGUAUAUUUUACUAGGUUCUUUUUUCUUCAACAUUAUCAUCACUCAAUUAAUGCGUAUUUUCUACUCAAAACUGUAUAAGAAGAAAGAUGAGAGAGUCUCCUUGAGCAAAGAUGUCAUCGAUGGAAUGAAAAGCAUUAAGUACUUAUGUUGGGAGGAGAUAUUUAAGGAGAAAAUAGAAAAAAUUCGUUCUCAAGAAAUGGGUAUUAUGAUAAAAACCAGAAUACUAGAUGGAGUUCUCAGUAUUUUUUGGAGUUGUGUGAGUUCUUUAUUAUUGUUCUUCUUUUUAGUAAGCUUCGUUGAUGAUGGUCAUGAUUUAAAAGAUUCUAAUGUAUUUACCAUGAUAGCUUUGUUUAACUUAUUAACGGUACCUAUAGGAAUACUCCCUUGGACUCUAGGUUAUUUGGUGAAGGCCAGAGUUUCUUACAGGAGAAUUAAGAACUUUUUGAAUGAGAAGGAGAUCGAUCAUAAUAAUGUUGUUAACUUGGAUCUGGAAUUAAAUUAAAGAGCGACAAAUACUACUAGCCCAAACAGCUUAUUAGAAAGCUUUUAAGAAAAUAGCGAAGCACAAAACAAUGUUAAUUAAUUAGCAAUAUCAAUUAGGAAAAUGAAGUUUGACUGGCCUACUAAAAAAAGCAGCAAAUAAAAGAAAGAAGAGGAGCAAAAGAAGAAAAAGGAGAAGUCACAAAAAAAAAAGGGAAAUACGAUUUAAGAUCCUCUACUUGCUAAUCAAGAAGGAGAAAGUAGCUCAGAAACUGCCAACAACAAUAAAUUCUAAUUAAAAGUUUUAGAUUUAACUGUCAAAAAAGGUGAUCUAGCUAUUAUCAUUGGAAAAAUAGGAUCUGGAAAAUCAGCUCUUUUGCAUGCUAUUUUGAAUGAGCUUGAUAUAAGUUCAAUGGAUUCAUAAGAAUCGCUGAUUGCUUCAAAUAUAGACAAUUCUCAUUUAUAAGAAAGAUUGACAAAUUAUGAGAAAAAGAUUAUUGUCAAUGGUAGAAUAGGAUACGUUUCUCAGAACCAUUGGUUGCAAAAUAAGACAAUCAAGGAAAAUAUUUUGUUUGGUAAGGAAUAUGAUCCUUUUUGGUAUAAUGAAUGCAUUGAGUCUUGCGAUUUAAAAGUAGACUUCAGCACCUUUUAGAAGAAGGAUGAAAAAGUUGUAGGACCUGGUGGUGGUAACUUAAGUGGAGGUUAAAGACAAAGAAUUGCGAUUUGCAGAGCUCUUUAUUAAAACUGCGAGAUAUAUUUAUUUGAUGAUAUCUUUAGUAGCUUGGAUGCUCAUGUCGCAGAAAAAGUUUACUAAUCAGUUAUUGUAGAUGUAUUAGUAAAAAAAUACAAGAAAACAGUUCUGCUUGUAACGAGUCACUUCAGCAUAUUUUCUAAGAGAGACUAUAUCAAUAAAAUUUUCUAUCUCUAAAAAGGUUCUCUAGUGUAUGACUAAUAGGAAAUAGAAGAUUUUAUUAAAAGUGGUUUAAGCAAAGAACAAGAGGAAGAAGAAGCUAAAAGAUAAAAAUAAAAACUCGAAAUGAAUCUUGGGUCAGAUGAGUAAUUAGAUAAAGAAGAUGAUGAUGAUAAAAAUAAUGAAAUUGAAGAAAUACAGGCUGUUGGAAUAUAAAAAAGAUCUCUCUAAAAAUCUAAAUCAAGCCAAAUUGAAGAAGACACAAUUAUCAGAAAAAAAUAGAGCAGCAAGAAUUAAAAAAUAGUUGAUGAAGAAGAAGACACUAAGAAAUAGUAAGAAGAAGAAAGAGAAAAAGGAAGUAUUAAAGCAGAGACGUUCUCAACUUACAUUAAAUCGAUGAGUGUAGCUUUUCUUAUUAUCUUUAUUUUAUCAAGUCUUAUGAUGUAGGCUGCUUCCAUGCUUACAGAUUUCUGGCUGAGAGAUUAAGUUUCAACUUCAAGUCCUUUCUUUGAAAAAAUAAAUAGUAUGUUCCAUACUUUUACUAAAACUUAUUUAUUUUUUAUCCUUUUGAAUUUGGGAAUGGCUGUUGCUAGAGCCUUUUUCUAUAAUGUUUGUGCUUUACGCAGCGCCUAAUAGAUGUUCAGUAGACUUAAUAAAAGCCUUAUUUACAGCAAAAUGCUAUUCUUUGAUAAAAACCCACCUGGUAGAAUAGUUAAUAGACUUUCAGAUGAUAUUCUUAACAUCGAAGAUAAUCUGCCCUGGAGUUGUCAAAUAUUUUUAAAGUACUUUACUAAUACAAUAGGUUAUCCUAUUGGUAUUCUGAUUUAGCUUCCAUGGCUGAUUGUUUUUAUCAUAAUCUCAAUUUUCAUCGUUUACUUUAUUUAGAAGCUUUUUAGACUUUCAAACAGAGAAAUUAAAAGACUAAAUUCAGUCAAUUCUGGCAGACUGUUAACAAAUUUAGGAGAAGCAUGCAAAGGAGUGAUAUUGAUAAGAUCUUUUGAUAGAGAAAGACUUGUUUUGAAAGAAUAUAUGGAAAAAUUAAAUGACAGUGUAAAUACCUUCCUUAUUACUGAAGCUAUUCAAAUUUGGAUGUCUAUCAGAUUGCUUUUUGUCAGCAAUUUCUUAUUCGUAUGUGUUGCAGUUACCAGUAUGGUAUUGGUAGGAUUCAAUUUUGAUUUUGAUUACAUCUCAAUAUCAAUGUGCCUUACUUAUUCUAUGCUACUAUCUUCCUAAUUCACUGAUCUUAUUCAAUUUUUCUGUAAUGUUGAGCAAAACAUGGUUUCAGUCGAACGUCUCAGAUAAUAUUUCAAUAACGACUAAGAGGAUCUCGAUAAAAUAGAACUACCUGAAGAAAGUAUCUAGUAAGAUGAGGAAUCUCACAAGAAAAGAGAUAAAGAGAUUGCAAUUGAGUUUGAGAAUGUUUUUAUCACUUAUGAUGAAAUUAAAGAAAACACAGAUAUUUCUAAAGAAUCUACUGAAGUUUAGUUUGCAUUGAAGGAUGUUUGCCUUAAAAUUAGAAAAGGAGAAAAAAUAGCAUUCUGUGGAAGAACUGGCUCUGGUAAAACUUCUAUAUUAAAUACUCUCUUUGGCAUGUAUCCAAUUCAGCAUGGCAGUAUCUAUGUCUAUGGAAAGAAUAUAAAAUCUUAUAGUCUUAGAGAUCUCAGAUCAAAAAUGUCUAUUAUUCCCUAGUUUGGUUUCCUUUACAAUGCAAGUUUGAAAGACAACUUAGAUCCUGAAGGUAAAAUUCCUCGUCAGAUAAUGCAACAAAAAAUAAAUGAAACAAACUUGAAAAUUAGAGAAAGUAAUAAAAAGAAUGAAAAUAAACAGGAAAACAAUGAGCAAAGUAAUGAAUAGUAGGCUGUAAUAAAUAUUCCUAAAUAAAAUCAAGAAGAAGAAAAGAAGGAUGAAGACAAUUUAGAUUUUGAAAUAGAAGAUGGAGGAUAGAAUUUAUCUAAUGGAGAAAAGUAAGUAGUUAAUUUCUUAAGAAUUAUAUUAAGAGAAACAGAAAUCGUAUGUCUAGACGAAGCUACUUCAAACAUGGAUCCUAAAACUGAUGCUGAGUUGCACUAAUAAAUAUUUAAAUUUGCAGAAAACAGAACUUUAAUAGUCAUUACACACAGAUUAGAAAACAUUGAAUUAUUUGAUAGAGUAGCUGUUCUUGAGAAAGGAAAAAUAGUUGAAUGUGGUCAUGUUAAUGAGCUAAGAAAGAUAGAAGGCGGUUUCUUCAAUAGGCUUUUAAAAAAUCACCCAAAAUGA